Condylura cristata (star-nosed mole) is the source of this 1559-nucleotide messenger RNA. It is a transcript of the gene HTRA1, whose product is annotated as HtrA serine peptidase 1. Gene Ontology annotation, molecular function: serine-type endopeptidase activity; protein binding. The coding region runs from base 1 to 1062 and encodes 353 amino acids. NCBI's taxonomy places the organism in Eukaryota, Metazoa, Chordata, Mammalia, Eulipotyphla, Talpidae. Gene Ontology annotation, biological process: programmed cell death; positive regulation of apoptotic process; proteolysis. The record is from RefSeq and is a predicted model, not a curated record. The transcript is spliced from 9 exons.
AUGCGGUGGGUCCACAUCCGGCUGGUGGAGGCUCACGUUGCCUUGCGGGAGCCCUGCAUGGGCGCGUCUCCUGUCUCUGCCUGGCUCUCAGGGCAGGAAGAUCCUGACAGUUUGCGGCACAAAUACAACUUCAUUGCCGACGUGGUGGAGAAGAUCGCUCCGGCCGUGGUUCACAUCGAAUUGUUUCGCAAGCUUCCUUUUUCUAAGAGGGAGGUGCCGGUGGCCAGUGGGUCUGGCUUUAUUGUGUCCGAAGACGGACUGAUCGUGACAAAUGCCCACGUGGUGACCAACAAGCACCGGGUCAAAGUGGAGCUGAAGAACGGCGCCACGUAUGAGGCCAAGAUCAAGGAUGUGGACGAGAAGGCGGACAUCGCGCUCAUCAAGAUCGACCACCAGGGGAAGCUGCCCGUCCUGCUGCUCGGCCGCUCCUCGGAGCUGCGGCCCGGAGAGUUUGUGGUGGCCAUCGGGAGCCCGUUUUCCCUGCAGAACACGGUCACCACGGGGAUCGUCAGCACCACCCAGCGCGGCGGCAAGGAGCUGGGGCUGCGGAACUCCGACAUGGACUACAUCCAGACGGAUGCCAUCAUCAACUAUGGCAACUCCGGCGGCCCACUGGUCAACUUGGACGGUGAGGUGAUCGGCAUUAACACGCUGAAAGUGACCGCUGGAAUCUCCUUUGCGAUCCCCUCUGACAAGAUCAAGAAGUUCCUUACAGAGUCCCAUGACCGACAGGCCAAAGGCAAAGCCAUCACCAAGAAGAAGUACAUCGGCAUCCGGAUGAUGUCGCUCACGUCCAGCAAGGCCAAAGAGCUGAAGGACCGCCACCGAGACUUCCCCGAUGUGCUGUCGGGGGCCUACAUCAUCGAAGUCAUCCCCGACACCCCGGCCGAAGCCGGCGGCCUCAAGGAGAACGACGUGAUCAUCAGCAUCAACGGGCAGUCGGUGGUCUCGGCCAACGACGUCAGUGACGUCAUCAAGAAGGAGAACACCUUGAACAUGGUUGUGCGCAGGGGCAACGAGGACAUCAUGAUCACCGUCAUCCCCGAAGAAAUCGACCCCUAGGCAGAAGCAUGAGCUGGACUUCAUGUGUGCCUCAGCGACGCCCGCGGACGAUGCACGAUGAUGCUGGGCCGCCGGCCCAGGCGCCCCCGACUGCGGGCCGCCACGCUGCGCGUCCAGCACACUCGUCCUGGGCAGCAGCCCCUUGGUAGUUUGCAGGCAAAACCAACGCAAUGCCGUAGACCCCCAGGCAGAAGUGCGCCCCUCGCCCAUGUACACGUGCGCUUUUUCUUGCCGGCUUGGCUGUCCUGUGCAGCAGGGUUGUCUGCUCCUUUAGCCAAGUCAUCCUCUUAGUCUGACUGAGGCAGGCGACGCCGCGCCUAAUGGGAGGAUGGUCCCUUGGGAGACGCGGGCCCCCGGGCUGUGCCCGCUGCCCCCGGAGACCAAGGGGUGAGCGCGGGCUCCCACAGUGGCCCAAGUCGCCUCCUGUCGGCUUCUCUGCAGAACUGGGGCGCCGUGACUCCGAAUUUGGGCUAUUAAAAUACUCCUUCCUAAUCUGC